Messenger RNA from Trichosurus vulpecula (common brushtail), 2336 nucleotides. It is a transcript of the gene ITPRIPL2, whose product is annotated as ITPRIP like 2. NCBI's taxonomy places the organism in Eukaryota, Metazoa, Chordata, Mammalia, Diprotodontia, Phalangeridae. Bases 703 to 2307 code for a protein of 534 amino acids. The record is from RefSeq and is a predicted model, not a curated record. The transcript has a single exon.
UCCUCGGAAGAGGAAACUUCGCGGCCCAAGUAACGGGAUCGGGGAAAGCCAGGGCCUGAACCUCGGGAGCCCAGGUCCAGGGUGCCAGAGGCUGGGACGUGGACCGACCGACCCGACAGCCGGCGGACCUGAGCCUUGGCAGGGCGGGAAGGAGAGGGCGGAGGCUCCGAACUUGCCGGGCAGUGAACGGAAAUAAGCGCGGACCUGGAGAGGGGAGACUACAGCAAGCAAGCUAGGGGCCGGGACAGCCGCCGGCAGGCGGUACUGCGCCUGGACGCAGGGCCGGGACAGCGGCCGGCAGGCGGGACUGCGCCUGGACGCGGGGCCGGGAGAGAAGCCGAGUUGGGAACAAGCCCGGAACCCGAAACCAGACCGGAGCUGGGGAAAGGCCCGGACCUGAGGCGUGCGCUGGAGGGCGGGGCGGGGCAGAACCGCAACCUAAGCUGGAAAGAGAACCUGAGCUGGGAGAAGGGACCGAGAGAUCCCGAGAGCCAGAGACGGUGCGGGAGCCAGGGCUGAUCGAGAAGAGGAGGCUCGUCUUCCAGGACCCAGCUAAGGGCUGAGCCGGCCCCAGGGAGGGCGACGGAGGCAGGGCAGGGCUCCAGCUGCCGCGUGGAUGCGGGGGCGAAGAAGGGGGCGCCACCGUCGCGGAGGGCCGGACCAUGGGCUGACUGCCAUCGGACGUCGCCCCCGGCGCCCAGAAUGUCGGUGCACUACACCCUCAACCUGCGCGUCUUUUGGCCGCUGGUGACCGGCUUCUGCACGGCCCUGGUCUGUCUCUACCACAUCCUGAGCGGAAGGGGCGGCUCUGCCGCGCCCCAGGACGGCGAGGACGCCGGCUUCCCGCUGCUCAAAGCGAUUCUCUUGCUGUUCUUGGGCUACCUCCUCUUGCGUUUUCGCCACGCCGCCCGGCAGCGCUUCCUGCCUCGAGCCCCCCACCAGGGGCUCGCCCCGUCCUCUUCGAGACCCCUCCAGGAGCCAGGCCUCAGUGUUUUACUGGAGAGUUACUACGAGCACGAAGUUCGCCUGUCCCCUCAUGUGCUGGGCCACAGCAAAGCGCACGUCAGCCGCAUCGUGGGCGAGCUGGUCCGUGCCGGCCGGGCCAGGGGAUCUCCAGGCCCUUCUCCCGGAGGAGCCCUAGCUCUGGCCUUUCGGGGAGACUUCGUCCAGGUGGGCAGCGCCUACGAGCAGCACAAGAUCCGCCGGCCCGACGGCUUCGACGUGCUGGUCCCCUUGCGCCUCCCGCCGCUGGUGGCGCUGGAACCUCGGGGCCUGGGCUCCGAGCCCGAGCUGCCCCCGGCGCUUCGUGGCUGCUUCGUGUGCACCCUCAAGGCCCCACCGCCCUCGCCUUCUGGUGGAGCUGGAAGCCAGUGGCACCGGGACUCCAAACCCUUCUCCGACGGGUUCUGCGUGGACCUGCGGGGCCGGCGCCACCUCUCUGCGGCGCUCGUGUCGCGCUGGUUCCAGGCGCAUUUGCAGCGAUGCCUCGCCACGGUGCGGUACAGCUUGGAGGAGCGCUGCCGGGUUAGCUUAUCUCCCGGGGGCCUCGACCAACCCCCCACCCUGCACAUCCUGCCUUGCCGCACCGACUACGGUUGCUGCCGGCUCUCUAUGGCAGUGCGCCUUAUCCCCGCUGUUCACUUGGGCGAUGGGGUCUUCUUGGUGGCACCGCCCCUGCCUCCCCCCGGGCCCCCGUCGGAGCUCCCAGGGGGGCUGAGGGUUGAGGCACUGUGGGGCCUGAACACGGCUCGCCAGGAGCAGCGGCUGCUGGGCUGGCUGCAAGAGCGAGCCCCACCCGGGGCUUGUCACCUUAAAUGCCUGCAGUUGCUAAAGGCCCUGAGGGAUCUGGGCGCACGAGGGCUGGACCCCGUGGCCUCAUCGCAGUGGGGGCGCAUCCUGUCGUCUUACACGCUCAAGACCGCGCUUCUGACUCUGCUGCUUCGCGGGGACCCUUUGCAUAGUUGGGAAGAGGUCCGCUUGAGAGAGAGGCUGGAGGAGCUGGUGCUCUACCUGCGGGACUGCUUGCUCCGCCAGCGGCCUCUUUUCCACUGUCUUCUGGGCCCGGACGGAGCCGUCGGACUCACAGCCGAGAUCGGCCCGCUGCCCAAAGUGCUGCGCGAGGCCGCCCCGGUUGACCUCCUGGCCUCCUUCGACGGCCGCGCCCGGGAGUUCGUGGCGGCGCGACUGGUGUCCACGUGGCGCCGGCUGCCCCAGCUUCUCCGGCCCUACGGGGGACCCCGCUACCUGGCCAGGAGCCCCCAGCCCCGGAGCCCGCGGGUCCAGGGUUUCCCGGAGCACGAUCCCUAAGACCGCAAAAAUGCCUUCACCUGACCACU